Molecule: messenger RNA, 1936 nt
Organism: Lucilia cuprina (Australian sheep blowfly)
Lineage: Eukaryota; Metazoa; Arthropoda; Insecta; Diptera; Calliphoridae
Exons: 3
Coding region: 420-1010 (196 amino acids)
Source: RefSeq, a predicted model, not a curated record
AUUGAACUGAAAAUUUAAAAAAAAAAAUCUUAAAUUUUUUUGAUAUUUUUGUUUUAAAAAUAUUUAAAUAAAAAAACUUUUAAAUGCAUAAGAAAACAAAAUUUUGUAUUUAUAAAUUAAUAAAGAUCAAAGAUCUUCUUAAUUGAGCAGCAGCAAAACACACGAAAACGAAAACAAAAAUCAAAACAAAAAAAAUUUUUGAAAAUAAAGUGAAAAAAAACGAAAAUUCUCCCCCCAAAAACAACAACAAAAAUUAAAAGAAAAGUGUGGCACACCAAAGCAACAACAACAACAGCAAUAAACACAAAAGCAACAGCAUACAACAGCCUACAACAUUCUACAACAGACUACAACAACAUUUAUAAAAAAAGCAUUUUUUUCGUAAAAAGGGAAUAAAUUUGGUGCAAAAGUACCCAAAUAUGGUACUGCAAAAUCACAAUACUAUAGCAGCACGUUCCCUAACCUCUACAACAAAUUCAGGAAAUACUGCCCACUCAACUGCCUCAAACUCUACAGAUACCGCAAGAGUAGCCUACAGAAUGUCGCAACAAAGACCUAUUGUCGAUUUGCUGGUGGCCAUGAUUGCCGUUCCCAUUUUAAUAUUGUGUGCCUUACAGUUGGAAAAGAAUCUUCAUGAUAUGGCCAAUAGUCCUGAGAGUCGAUGGCUUGUGUUUGCCUUGGGUAUUGGCAUGCUAAUAGUUAGUGUUAUCAUUUGUGGUUAUGUUACGCAUCGCAUGGGCGUUUGCAUUUGGGCUGGUCCCAUCGAUGAAGUGGGCAAUCGGGUGGGUAGUGGAAGUGGCGGUAGUCGUGGAGUAUCACAUAUCAAUUCCCAAAAUGAUAUUCUACGGAUAGUAGAUUCACUGCCUCCCAGCUAUGAUAGCGUAGUAAAAUUCGAUAUACCACCACCGCCCUAUGAUUGUCUAGUCAUAGAUAUGGAACAAUGUAAAGAUGAACCAGAAACCGAAGAUAAGCCCACAGUAUCAACACAAAAUUCCACGGUUCAUAUGUAAGCACACGCCGAUAUAAAAAAAUAAACAAACAUUGGAAUGUAAACUAUUUUAAAUGGGAUGUGGCUUUAAGAUCCCAUUGGGAGAGAGAAUUGAAAAGAGAUUGAAAUAAUUUUGUUAAACAAAAUAUUUCUUUUACACAGAAUCAAGAAAACAGUAAAGCAUGAUAUUAAAAAAAAUAUGUAUUUAUGAUGAAAAAAUGGAAUUAAAUUUAAAGAAAAGUGCAUUUAAAAUUGAAAAAUCUUUUGCUGAACGAAUAAUAAGGAGUUUAUGGACUAUAGUUUCAAAUAAAAAAGGAAAUUUCUUGAUACAAUUUUAUUUAGUUUUUUUAAGGAAAUAAUAUCACCCUUUUCCAUUACAUAUAUAAGAUAAAUCCAGAAAAAAGUUGGUUAAAUAAUAUUGCAAAAAUUGUUAAUAAAUAAAUAUUAUUCCAUUUAACUUUAAAAUAAGCAAAAACCCAACCAGCUUUUAAGCUUAAGUUUAACUUUCAUAAAAAUACAAAAUGUUCAUCUAGUCCAAAUAAAAAAAACUAUAUAAUGUACUACUUAAUAACGAUUAUACUUUUUUUAUAAAUAGUACAUAACAACUUUGCUUAUACAUUUCUUUUAAUGUAUAAAAUCAUGUAUAAAUAUAUAUAUUUGUGUUAUUUAGGUAUAAAUUUAAUUCAUACAUAUAUAUAAACUUUAAGAUAUAACGAUAUAUUUGUCCAAUUCAUAAUCAAUGUCAAAUUGUUUUAGCGUUGUAUGUCAUACUAUGAUACAACCGUACAACAACGAUUGUGAAUUUGACAAUUCAUUUUAACAAAGUAUUCUUAGUUAUAGUUUUUAUAUUAAAAUAUAAAUAUUUUGUAAAUACUUGGCUUUAUUGUUUUUAAGUUUAGUUUAAACAAAUAUUUAAGAAAGUAAUAAACAAAAAUAUAAAUUAUAACA